Molecule: messenger RNA, 1465 nt
Organism: Syzygium oleosum
Lineage: Eukaryota; Viridiplantae; Streptophyta; Magnoliopsida; Myrtales; Myrtaceae
Product: protein SICKLE
Exons: 3
Coding region: 156-1154 (332 amino acids)
Biological process (GO): mRNA splicing, via spliceosome; miRNA processing
Source: RefSeq, a predicted model, not a curated record
GAGCGAGAGAGAGAGAGAAUACCGUGGCUGGCUGCUUCAGAGAGGGAAAGAGAGAGAAGCGAGGGAAAGAGGGAACUGCGACGACGGAAUCGCAUGCUCGUCGGAGAAAGUGGUGGCGCGCCGGAAAGAAGCCAAUCUCCGACCGCUCGGGUUAGAUGGAGGAGUCCGAAAAGAGGAAGGAAAGAUUGAGAGCGAUGCGCAUGGAAGCUGCUCGAGCUGGUUUUUCGGACAGCCCUGAGGCUCCUACCGAGGCGAGCUGCCUCGCGAAUCCGUUGAUCGAGACCCGCGCACCUCAAUCGCAGCACGAACCGUCGCGUGCAUCGCCCAGGUUCGAUUACUACACGGAUCCCAUGUCCGCUUUCUCCGGCAAUAGGGCGAGGGAUAAUGCAGGCGUCCCAUCUCCACAAGUGAAUUUCACCACCCCUCCUCCGCCUCAUCUUUCAGGACCCAGGAACCUUGUAACAAGUCCCUCUCCUGCCCAUCAGUGGCGUCCCAUUUAUCCACCCAACAGUGGAAUCUACCAAACAGAAAGUCCUCACCCCAGAUUCCCUCCCCACCAAAGUCCGAGGGGAAACAUCCACCCUUUUCCAAUGCAAGAUGGGGCUUCUCCUCAAGCUUGGAAUAGAUCCAGCAGCACGGCAAGUUAUUUUAGCCCACCCAGUACUCCAGGAAGUGGUACCCAUAAUUUCAAUCAGACACAAGAUCGCUCUCACUGGCGUGGCAACAAUCCAGGGCCAGGUUUAGGAUGGGGAGGUAAUUAUGCUGGUAAUUAUGCUACAAGUCCUGGCAGAGGCAGAGGCAGAGGCCAAUGGUUCGGUGGCAGUCCCAGGUCAGGGAGGAGUGGUGUGCGAGGUCCAGGACAUCGUGGUCAUGGUUAUACACCGGCAAGGCCACUAGGCCUAGAGCGUUUCUUUCAUGAGUCCAUGUUAGGAGACCCAUGGAAGGAUUUAAAACCUGUUUUGUGGAAGGGCGUUGGUUCUCCUUUCAUCAGUUCCAGUUCACUCGGAUCUUCGAGUUCCUGGAUGCCCGAGUCCAUUAGGCCAAAGAAGCCGAGAGUUGCAGAAUCUCCCAAAAAGUUUGGUUCUGGACAAAACCUUGCUGAAUUUCUUGCUGCCUCAUUUAAUGAAACGGUUAAGGACACGCCCAGCCCAUGAUGUUGCUAUUGUAAGUUCUAGAGUUUCACCUUCUUGUGCUUCACAGAGAGAGAGAGAGAGAGAGAGAGAGAGAGAGAGAGAGAGAGAGGGGCUUGGGGCCACUAAGGGCAUUUGUUCUGUGGCUGGACGGUUAAAAGGAGAUGCAUGAAUCCUUCCUAUUUACGUCUGGAGUUUUUCUUUCUGACGAUUGUAUUAUUCAUUAGUGAAAAGUUAUGUGAGUUAUCAGUUGCUAGAGAAUUGUUUAGUUCGUGAAGGGUUUUGUAGUAUUUGAGAAUAUCUUACAAUGUAAAAAUCACCAUCUGCAUUCCUUA